This is a messenger RNA of Oppia nitens, 1302 nucleotides long. RefSeq lists its product as uncharacterized. The transcript is spliced from 2 exons. NCBI's taxonomy places the organism in Eukaryota, Metazoa, Arthropoda, Arachnida, Sarcoptiformes, Oppiidae. The coding region runs from base 14 to 1216 and encodes 400 amino acids. The record is from RefSeq and is a predicted model, not a curated record.
AUUGUGCGAAACAAUGUAUGACGACUGGGAUAAUAUCAUUAAGUUUUCAAUGUAUACUACAAAUACAAAUAAUAAUAAUAAUAUGGACAUCGAGUCCACUAAUAGCCAGUCUAUGGCAUCACCACCGAUGUCCAGCACCGGCGCCAUUGGUGAUAAUGGUGACCAUCAUCAUCAUCAACAUCAUCAACAUCAUCAACAUCAUCAACAUCAUCAUCACCACCACAUGUCAGACAGUCUCGAGGACAGACAGUCGAGGAUCGACCAGAUUAAGCAAAAUCUUAUACAAUCCUCUCAACAAUUUUUGAAUCAUUACACCGCCGAUAAUGAUAAUAAUGAUAAUAAUAAUAUGGAAAACGCCAUUGAUAAUAAUAAUAAUACCAAAAAAUUUUAUUGCUGUAAUAAUUACAUAAAACUAGAAAAUAAUAACUUAAUUAAUAACAAUAAUGUAAUACAUGAUAAUAACUGCUGCAAACAAUUAUCAUUACCAUUGCCAGCACCGGCACCGGCGCCAGCAUCAGCACCGUCAUCAUCAAUGGCGGCGACAUCACCGAUACAUCAUCGCAAGCUAAUACAAAUGAAUAGCCAGUUCCAGGACAUCAAUCUAGAAGCAGACAUUCAUCAUCCAAACAGACAACAGAUCCCGGAGCCGUCAACACCACUAACUAUUGGACAACACCUGUCAAACUAUAGACAACCGCCGCCACCGUUGACAUGCGAUUGUAUAGCACUUUCAUCCAUCAGCAGCACUAGUCAACAGCAAUCAAAUUUUGGUCAACAAUUGUCCUAUAAAUAUGACAAUAAACUACUAAAAAAUACUAAUAAUUUAAGCGCACAACUGAUGCCAACAAACAACAAUAGUAGUCAACCAAUUGUUAACAUUGGACAACAACACAUGCCAGCUCCGGGAGGUAAUAAUAAUAAUAAUUGGCAACCAGAACUACCGGUGCCGCGUCAACAAAUACCCGUACAGCAGCCACAAGCGCCGAUAGUCAAGAAGAAAAAAGGACGACCAGUGGAAAAUCCUAACCGUAGAACCAGAACACCCAGAGAUAGGGAACUGGCGCUCAACAUUGAAUUAGGACGGCUAGAGGUCAGGCACUGGGAGCUGUCCAGGCGGACAGAGUGGCUGCAGCAAGAGGUACGCACAAUGAUGAACAAGUUUGCCACCGAUUAUGGCUUCACACCCGACCUCAGUAUUAGUCAGAACUGGGAUUAAUUGGAAAAUAUUAUAUACAGUAUAUAUACAGUAUAUAUUUUUUGUUGCAUACCGUUCCUCCCUCUCUCUAUAUCAUACAGUAUAUA